Messenger RNA from Oncorhynchus keta (chum salmon), 6828 nucleotides. RefSeq names its product tenascin-like. The transcript is spliced from 22 exons. Gene Ontology annotation, molecular function: protein binding. Bases 415 to 5964 code for a protein of 1849 amino acids. The record is from RefSeq and is a predicted model, not a curated record. NCBI's taxonomy places the organism in Eukaryota, Metazoa, Chordata, Actinopteri, Salmoniformes, Salmonidae.
GGGGUUUGAACAGAAGGCUCCUCUCUCAGUUUAAAAGGCAUUUUCUCCUCCUCUCUUUCUUUCCCACUCUCUCUCUCUCUUUAGCUCUGACUCGGUGCUCAGACUCGGUGACAAGAGCAGUAGGCUGAGCUGUCAGGGCAGAAGAAACAGUGAGAAAAUAGAUUUUUUUUGGAAUAGAAGUGUCAUCUGGUUAGAAAACAAGGAGAGAGGUGGCGGAACUGCAUUCAAGGUGGACAUCCUUUCAUCCCCCUUUGCUGAAAGUGUUGGGUUCCAAAUGAGGCAAUUCGUGUGAGCUGCCAAAGGCUGUGGUGUAGUAGCUCUGAACUGUCUGGUCUGCUAAAGGGCCCCUACACUUAUCCAGAUUUGGCCAGACUUCCAAGCUUUGUCCGAGGAGUCCAGUUGAGAAAGACAAAAAUGGGAACUAAAAGCAUUUUAGGGUGUGUCUUCCUGACUCUCCUUCUCAACCUCUGCCAAGCUGGGCUGGUGAGAAAAUUACUUAGGGAUAAACGGGCGACCUUGACAACCCCUGGCGGAAACAAUGUGACCCUGACCAGCGCUGAGCAACCAGUGGUCUUCAACCACGUCUACAACAUCAACGUCCCUUCCAGCUCACUAUGCUCAGUGGACCUGGAUGCCCUAGGAAGCACCAGCCUCGAGCCCCAGGACGCAGCUCCGCCUUCAAGCCUCCGCACCACCGAACAUACCCUGGAUGGGCAGAACCAGAUAGUUUUCACUCACCGCAUUAACAUUCCUCAGCAGGAGUGUGCAUGCACUGAUGGGCUCCCGGAUCUGAAGGACCUCCUGAGCAGAUUGGAGAUGCUGGAAGGAGAGGUGUCCACGCUGAGAGACCAAUGCGCUAGUGGAGACGCUGGCUGCUGCAGCGUUCAGCCAGUCACAGGUGAGGUGGGGACCAAGCCUUAUUGCAAUGGCCAUGGCAACUACAGUGCUGACACCUGUGGUUGCAUUUGCGAACCUGGCUGGAAGGGACCCAACUGCACCGAGUCUGAAUGCCCCAACAACUGCCAGGACCAAGGUCGCUGCGUGGAUGGGAAGUGCGUCUGCUUUGAGGGCUUUGGCAGGGAUGACUGUUCACUCAAGGUUUGCAAAGUGGACUGCGGUGGGAACGGACAAUGUAUUGGUGGGGUCUGUGUCUGUGCCAAGGGUUACACUGGAGAGGACUGUUCUCAGACAGACUGCCUGAACAACUGCCUAAGCCGUGGAAAGUGUGUGGACGGGGAGUGUGUGUGUGAAGAGCCCUGGACGGGCUACGACUGCUCCGAACUCAUCUGCCCCAACGACUGCUACGACCGCGGACGCUGCGUCAAUGGAACCUGCUACUGCGAAGAAGGAUUCACCGGGGAGGACUGUGGGGAGAAAACCUGCCCAAGUGACUGCCUGGGAAAUGGUUUCUGUGUGGACGGCCAGUGUGUCUGCAGCGCUGGCUACACUGGAGAGGACUGCUCCAAGCUCACCUGCCCCAGUGACUGCAACGAUAGAGGUGUCUGCUUCAACGGCAUGUGUAUCUGUAAUGCUGGCUACCAAGGAGAGGAUUGUAGCCAGCUGGCUUGUCCCAACAACUGCCACAACAGGGGACAGUGUGUCAACGGGCAGUGCGUCUGCAAUGUAGGCUACCAGGGAGAGGACUGCUCUGAGCUCUCCUGCCCCAACAACUGCCAGGACCAAGGUCGCUGUGUCGAUGGGAAGUGCAUCUGCUUUGAGGGCUUUGGCAGGGAUGACUGUUCACUCAAGGUUUGCAAAGUGGACUGCGGUGGGAACGGACAAUGUAUUGGUGGGGUCUGUGUUUGUGCCAAGGGUUACACUGGAGAGGACUGUUCUCAGACAGACUGCCUGAACAACUGCCUAAGCCGUGGAAAGUGUGUGGACGGGGAGUGUGUGUGUGAAGAGCCCUGGACGGGCUACGACUGCUCCGAACUCAUCUGCCCCAACGACUGCUACGACCGCGGCCGCUGCGUCAAUGGAACCUGCUACUGCGAAGAAGGAUUCACCGGGGAGGACUGUGGGGAAAAAACGUGCCCAAGUGACUGCCUGGGAAAUGGUUUCUGUGUGGACGGCCAGUGUGUCUGCAGCGCUGGCUACACUGGAGAGGACUGCUCCAAGCUCACCUGCCCCAGUGACUGCAACGAUAGAGGUGUCUGCUUCAACGGCAUGUGUAUCUGUAAUGCUGGCUACCAAGGAGAGGAUUGUAGCCAGCUGGCUUGUCCCAACAACUGCCACAACAGGGGACAGUGUGUCAACGGGCAGUGCGUCUGCAAUGUAGGCUACCAGGGAGAGGACUGCUCUGAGCUCUCCUGCCCCAACAACUGCCUCAACCGGGGCCGCUGUGUCAACGGACAGUGUGUGUGCGAUGAAGGGUUCGGUGGUGAGGACUGCAGCAUCAAGAUCUGCCCCUCAGACUGCUAUGGCAGUGGAGAUUGUGUGGAUGGCCAGUGUGUCUGCUAUGCUGGCUUCACCGGUGAGGACUGCAGCGAGCUGAGCUGCCCCAACAACUGCCUGAACCGCGGACGCUGCAUUGACGGGCAGUGCGUCUGCGACGAGGGCUUCACAGGGGAAGACUGCACUGAGAAGCACUGUCCCAAUGACUGCCUGGAUAGGGGAUACUGCGUGGAUGGCAAAUGUGUCUGCCUGGAGGGCUAUGCGGGUGUCGACUGCUCUGAACUCACCUGCCCUGAUAACUGCAACAACAGGGGGCACUGUGUUAAUGGGAAGUGCAUGUGUGAGGAGCGAUACACGGGAGACAACUGUGGAGAGCUGAGCUGCCUCAACAACUGCCAGGACAUGGGCCGCUGUGUGAAUGGACAAUGUCUCUGUGAUGAGGGAUACAUCGGAGAAGACUGCUCAGAAGUUUCACCUCCAAAGGACCUGACUGUAACAGAGGUCACCACUGAGACAGUGGAUCUGACCUGGAACAAUGAGAUGCUGGUGACAGAGUAUCUGAUUGCAUAUGUGCCCACUAGUCCUGGGGGUCUGUACCAAGAGUUCAGAGUGCCCGGAGACAAGACCGCUGCCACAGUCAGCGAGCUGGAGCCCGGCAUCGAGUACCUGAUCAACGUCUAUGCCAUCCUCAGCAACAAGAAGAGCAUCCCAAUCAGUGCCAGGGUGGCCACAAAUCUACCGGAGCCAGACGGCUUGAAGUUCAAAUCGGUGAGGGACACCUCAGUCGAGGUGUUGUGGGAUCAGCUGGACAUUCCCUUUGAUGCCUGGGAGCUCUAUGUCCGUAACACGAAAGAGGAGAAUGGGAAGAUCCUGACAACCCUUCCAUCCUCCCAGACUAUGUAUGAGCAGUCAGGGCUUGGUCCUGGUCAGGAGUACGAGGUCUCAGUGGGCGUCAUCAAGAACAAUACCAGAGGACCUCAGUCUACUAAAAUCAUUACCACCAGGAUUGAUGGCCCCAGACAGGUAGAGGUGCGUGAUGUGACGGACUGCUCAGGCUUGGUCACCUGGUUCCAGCCCGUGGCCCAGGUGGACGGUGUCACCGUGUCCUACGGCCCCAGCUCCCACCCCACAGAGAGGACCAGCGUGGACCUGUCCACCUCAGACAAACAGUACAGCAUCGACAGCCUCAGCCCAGACACUGAGUACCAGGUGUCCCUGAUCUCCAGGAGGGGAGACUACACCAGUGAGCCAGUCUCUGAGAUAUUCACCACAGACCUGGACGCCCCCAAAGACCUGAAGCCCUUGGGCCAGACAGACGACAGUGUCACACUGGAGUGGAUAAACAGCCGGGCAGAUGUUGACAGCUACAGGGUGAAGUACAGCCCCAUCUCUGGGGGUUCCCAUGGCGAGGAGGUGUUCUCCCGUGGGUCAGGAGACAGCACUCAGGCCACCAUCACUGGAAUGAAACCAGGUACAGAAUACGGGAUUGGUGUGACUGCCGUGAAGAACGAGAGGGAGAGCCUGCCUGCCACUACAAACGCAGCCACUGAUCUCGAUGGGCCCAAGGACAUGGAAGUGAGCGAGUCCACAGAGACAAGCAUGACCCUGGUGUGGAGGAGACCCAGAGCCAAGAUCACCAUCUACAGGCUGGUGUACAUCUCCAGGGACGGUCGAAGGGAGGAGGUGGAUGUCCCUGGAACUGCCACCACCUAUGUCCUGACCAACCUGACCCCCGGUAUGCUGUACACCAUUUCCCUGGUCGCUGAGCGGGGCUCAAAGAAGAGCACACCCGUAACCCUGUCCGCAUCUACAGAGGACCUGAGGCCUGUGGUGGCCAACCUCACAGUCUCUGACGUGACAUGGGACAGCUUCAAUGUGUCCUGGACUCCCGAGGACGGGGAGUUUGAGAGCUUUGUCAUUGAGGUGACAAACUUACAGGAAGGUUUAGAGAGCGAGAACCUCACCUUGUCUGGUGAUGCCUUCAGCCUGGGCAUUUCUGGCCUGAGUCCUAACACCUCGUAUAGGAUUGGCCUGUACGGGCUCCACAAGGGCUCCUUCCAGGAGCCAGUGUAUACCGAAGUCACUACAGGCCUGGGCGCUCCAAGGGGCAUCCGCUUCUCUGAGGUGACCGAGUCCUCGGCCAUAGUCCACUGGACCAUGCCUCGUGCCAGAGUGGACAGCUACCGCGUCGUCUAUGUGCCCCUCCAAGGAGGUAGCCCAAUGACAGUGCUUGUGGAUGGGACUGAGACCCAGGCCUUGCUGCCUGACAUGUUGCCAGGGGUGACCUACCAGGUGACCAUAUUCUCCAUGAAGGGCCUGGAGGAGAGUGACCCAGGGACAGACACCAUCACCACAGCUCUGGACAGACCUCAGGGUCUUUCUGCUGUCAACGUCACUGACACGACCGCCCUGCUGCUAUGGCAACCCAGUCGGGCCACUGUCGAUGGCUACGUCAUCACCUACAGUGCAGAUUCAGGGUCCCCAGUGAUGGAGCAUGUUUCUGGGAACACAGUGGAGUUUGAGAUGGGCUCUCUGGUCCCUGCCACCCAUUACACAGUUGGGGUAUACGCCAUGAGGGAGGCACUGAAGAGUGGCACCACCACCACCGAUUUCACCACAGAUGUGGAUUCUCCUCGCGACCUGGUAGCCAGCAACGUCCAGACAGACAGUGCCACUCUCACUUGGAAGCCCCCGCGGGCCGACAUCACCGGAUACGUCCUCACCUUCACCUCAUCUGACAGCACAGUCCGGGAAGUGGUCCUGAGCCCUACAGCCACAUCAUACAGCAUGACUCAGCUGAGUGGCACUACCGACUACAACGUCAGGCUACAGGCCAUCGCUGGAGCCCAGCAGAGCCGCCACGUCACCACCAUCUUCACCACCAGCGGAGUGUUGUACAGAUACCCUAAGGACUGCUCACAGGCUCUGCUGAAUGGAGACACCACUUCUGGCAUCUACACCAUAUACCUGGGAGGAGAAGAGAGCCAGCCUAUCCAGGUCUACUGUGACAUGACCACCGACGGAGGUGGAUGGAUGGUGUUCCUGAGGCGCCAGAGUGGAAAGCUGGAGUUCUUCAGGAACUGGAAGAAUUACACUGGUGGCUUUGGGGACAUUAAUGCUGAAUUCUGGUUUGGUCUGGCCAACCUCCACAAGAUGACAACAGCAGGCCAGUACGAGCUGCGUGUGGACCUGAGGGACAACGGGGAGUCGGCCUAUGCUCAGUAUGACAAAUUCAUGAUCGCAGAACCCCGUAGCCGCUACAAGAUCCACAUAGGAGGGUACAGCGGCACAGCAGGUGACUCUAUGACUUAUCACCAGGGCCGACCCUUCUCCACGUAUGACAAUGACAAUGACAUCGCUGUCACCAACUGUGCCCUGUCCUAUAAGGGUGCCUUCUGGUACAAAAACUGCCAUCGUGUCAACCUUAUGGGGAGAUAUGGUGACGAUAGUCACAGCAAGGGUAUCAACUGGUUCCAUUGGAAGGGACACGAGCAUUCAAUACAGUUCGCCGAAAUGAAGAUUAGACCAGUCAACUUCAGAAACUUUGAAAGUCGAAGGAAAAGAUCAUAGACUUUAUACUGCCCUCCUCCCCCUAGCUCUCUCCAAGCCUCCCCCCACCCUCCCAGGAGCAUCACCCCUUGACCCUCUUUUGACCCUCAAUCUUCAGUUCACCAAGUCACACAUCAAGCAAGGACAAUCAUGUUACUGAAUGUGUUUUUAUCCAACUAGCUGUCAAUAUUGGGAUGGAUACGUUAUACCAGAAACGUCACAAUCUGACUUUUGUGUGUUUGAUUUAUUUCAUUGUUUGUGUUCAUUGGAAAAUUUACAAGCAAAUCAUGGCUCCUUAUAGGUCCAAAGAUAUUUGAAUAUACCAAUUAGCAAUAAGGCAGAUUGAUUAUGAAAUGUGAAACAAUGAAAGGGGAUUUCAGUUACUCUUUUUGCUAAUCUCCCACACUUUCACGUUCUUUCUCUGGCAAUUGAUUGAAAAACCGUCUGAGCAUUCAGAACCCAUUGUACAUUACUGUGGACAGCACAGUUGAACUAGCAAAAUUUCAGAGAAACGUGACAAUAAUAAUGUGGCUUGAUGCCACAUCCCUCAGUCUUCCCAAGGAGGUAGAAAAUAAAGCUAUAUAGGUGAACAAAGUUCCCCUCUAUUCAUACAGUAAAUCCUUCAACAGACUUGAGGGAAAGACCGACUAAAUUAGGCAUAAUUUGUUUCAUGCUGAGUGAUUGAUAUUUAGAAUGACAUUUUCUAUUAUUUCCAACCGAUUUGAAUUAUGUCCACAUAUUCAACAAAGUGUGACAACUGUUCUUGAGAAGAUCAUGGUAGGGGUUUCAACCAGGGAUAUAAUUGAAUACCAGUUUAAAUUAUGCUUUGAUUUUGUUUUCAACUGAAUGAACCCUCGAUACAAUAAAAUAUACUUUGUUAAAAGC